This is a messenger RNA of Gastrolobium bilobum, 987 nucleotides long. RefSeq names its product factor of DNA methylation 4-like. Gene Ontology annotation, biological process: gene silencing by siRNA-directed DNA methylation. The transcript is spliced from 4 exons. The record is from RefSeq and is a predicted model, not a curated record. Lineage: Eukaryota; Viridiplantae; Streptophyta; Magnoliopsida; Fabales; Fabaceae. Bases 1 to 987 code for a protein of 328 amino acids.
AUGGCUCAUAUUUCGCAUGCUGAUGAAGCCCUAAUUAUCGGGGUCAACAGAAAGGCAACUGGGAUGUCACAUCAAUCAGAACGUAUACGUGAGUCUGACUUCAAGUACUACGAGCGUAGAUAUUAUGAUGAUUUGAAGAAUGGUUGCUUUACAAUCAAAAUCUCAAAUUCAACAUAUAGGUGUCCCUUUUGCCUGGACAGGCAGGAUUACUCCUCGAGUGAGCUUUUAAAACAUGCAUCAAGAUUUGCCAAGGGUUCACAUAGCAGAGAGAUAGAAGAUAGAGCGAAGCACUUUGCCCUUCAGUUAUACAUUGAAAGGUAUGUUGGAGAAAGUGGUACAAAACUAAGGGAGGAGUUUACCCUAAAAGGAUUUCGCCCCUUGAGAGUUCAUCCUCUGUGGAACCAUAAUGGACAUUCAGGCUUUGCCAUUGUCGACUUCAGCACAGAAUGGGAUGGUUUCACCAAUGCUAUUAACUUUGAAAGGAGCUUUGAAGCGGAACAUUGUGGUAAGAAGGAUUACUACAGUUUAAAAUGCCGAGGAGAUAGACUCUACGAAUGGUUGGCCCGCGAUGACGACUAUCACAUGAAUAGUAUAAUUGGUGUUCACCUUCGUAAAAAAGGGGACUUGAAAACUGUUUCUGAAAAACAAGCAGAUGACAAAAGGAAAACAUCACAGCUUGUCUCGAGUUUAGCUAAUACCUUGAAAAUGAAGAAUAAGGAGUUGGAAUGGGUACGAAGCAAAUAUGAUGAGAUUGAUUUGUCCCUGAACAAAGUGAUAGAACAGAAAGAGGAGAUGAUUAAAUCAUUUAAUAAUGAAAUACAAAAGAUGCAGCAGAGUGACCGUGAUCAUUUGGAGAAGAUUCUUAUGGAUCAUGAAAAAGCCAGAUUGCGUCUGGAAGCUCAGAAGAAAGAGCUUCUGAACCGUGAGAAAGAUCUGCAGAGGCGUCAAGAACGGAAUGAAAAUGAGAGAGAGAGAAGAUAUAUCUGA